AUGAAUUUCAGACCACCACCACCACCAACUACAUCCGACGGAGGUGCCACCGUGGACAAUGCUGCAAAUGAUGGGGCAUGUGGCAGCCGUGAUACGACCUAUGCUGCGUCGCCGCCCCCCCGAGACGCCAACAUCUCUGCGUCACCGCCCAGGAAGAGGCGGCCAGCUGCAAACGGAAAGACGCCACGGUCCGAGGUGGUGGCAUUUCUAGAGAGGCGUGAUCAAAGUGAAAGAGUACUGAAAGAGCGUCAGCUCAACCUUGACGAAAGGAAGAUGGCCCUUGAUCAGAACCGCUUUGCGCUAGAGCAGCGAAAGCACGAAGAGGAGGCACAAGACAAGGCAGAGGAACGGCGUUUGCAAGUAGAGGAGAAGCGCCUGCUUCUCGAGAUCCUUUCAAGGAAACUCAAGAAUUGAGUAUAUGCAAUAAAACAGGAGUAA
Molecule: messenger RNA, 438 nt
Organism: Ixodes scapularis (black-legged tick)
Lineage: Eukaryota; Metazoa; Arthropoda; Arachnida; Ixodida; Ixodidae
Exons: 2
Coding region: 1-414 (137 amino acids)
Source: RefSeq, a predicted model, not a curated record